AUGUUUAGACAUUUUUCAAGAAAAAGCAACAUAGUAAUCAAUAGACGUUUUGUGUCCACAUCAAGACCUCUCUGCAGGCCUCCUCGACACGUAUCUACUCAAUCCAUUACUCCCCAAACGACAAUUACUGUACCCCUUAACAAGAUACCAUCCCCACCACCCCCACCAAAGCAUUGGCGGCCACAAUCUUCGUUCCCUCAUGUCAGAUACACAGGACCUAUCGCUUACGGCAUUGCAUUAACAGCGGGUACAUUCAUCACUGCAGGCGUCAUAUUUGAUAAAAAUCAGCAAACGUUAUGGGAUCGGUUUCGUCAGCAUUCUCGUCAAUGGUCGUUUUUUGGCACUGCUGAUGAAGAGUCCAUCUUGUCUGGUUUAUGGAGAGAGAAAAGAGAUUUGCUCAUCGAAAAAAGGCAACGCUUAUUGGAAGGAUUAGCUCGUAGAUUGGAUAAUAUGAGUUUGCCUCGAGAUGUCAAACAAGCUAUUUGGAUUGUAGGGGAGAAAUUAGCAACCAUGUCAGAAGCAGAAAAGACUUUAGCUGGACUCAUCGCCAUCAACACAGUCGUUUUUGCUUGUUGGCAGAUACCAAGACUUGCGCCAUUCAUGAGCAAGUGGUUUUUGCAUUUACCCGGCAGUCGACAAAACAUCACACUGUUGACAAGUUGCUUUUCCCAUCAAGAGUUCUUUCAUUUUGCGUUGAAUAUGGUGGGUCUAUGGUCCUUUGGAAAAGUUGUACAUGACACGCUGGGAAGAGAGCAAUUCGUAGCCAUGUAUUUGAGUGCUGGUAUCGGUGCGAAUGUCGUCAGUCAUGCUUGUAGUCUGGCAUUGCGUAAUUCAAGACCGUUGCUGCCUAGUCUAGGUGCAAGUGGUGCCAUCUAUGGUUUGGUGGCUUCCACUGCUGUUUUGUAUCCCAAUUCGAGCAUCAGUCUUAUAUUUUUGCCAAUGAUCCCCAUUAAAUUAGGGUAUGCACUCCCUGCUUUAAUGAGUUUUGAUCUAGCUGGUAUCGUAUUCAAAUGGAGAAUGUUUGAUCAUUAUGCACAUUUGGCAGGUGCUGGUUUAGGAUUAGGAUACAUGUAUUACGGAGAAAGACACAUUUGGGAACCAUUGAUUCGUAAGAUCCAUCAUAUCAGAGAGAAUUUUCGAGGUAAUGAGAGAGGCCGAGGUGGAGAAGGAGGCACAUUUAUGUGGACAGAGCCAAGACAACCUGUUGAUACAAUUACAAGCAAGUGGACUGGAUGGUUCAACAAAUAG
Mucor velutinosus is the source of this 1248-nucleotide messenger RNA. RefSeq lists its product as uncharacterized. The record is from RefSeq and is a predicted model, not a curated record. Lineage: Eukaryota; Fungi; Mucoromycota; Mucoromycetes; Mucorales; Mucoraceae. Gene Ontology annotation, molecular function: serine-type endopeptidase activity. The transcript has 3 exons. The coding region runs from base 1 to 1248 and encodes 415 amino acids. Gene Ontology annotation, cellular component: membrane.